CCUGGUUGUGUGUGCAUAUCCAGCCUCCUGGGUCCUCCUGUCUGCCUCUGCCGCUCUCUGCGCCUCCAGCAGCGCCUCCGUCAGCCUCCACGAUGAGGAGUUUGCGCAUCGCCUUACUAGCGGUGCUGGGUUUAGCCUUUGCUUCGCCACAGGGAAAAGACGACUAUGACUUCGGUUUCGACGCUGGCUCGCAUUUCCGCAGGGAGAAGAAAGGCAGUGACGGCAAGACCCGAGGAGAGUAUGGAUUCCGCACUCCUGAUGGAUGCAUGCAUGUGGUCAGCUUCGAGGCUGACCAGAUUGAUGGCUACCGCGUCCUCGGCUCCAGCAAGAGAGACUGUAUCUUCGAAGUACCUCGGAGGCCAAAGUUUAGUACGACAUCCACAACCAGGCAGCCAGCGACGACCACCAGGCGACCAGCGACGACCACCAAGCGGCCAACGACGACUACCUGGCGACCAUCGACAUUAUCCAUCAUAGCAGACACGACCCACAGACCCAGCGACACUCUCGUCUUACCGGAAGUGCCUGUCGUCGUCGACAAUGCCAUAGUUGGCAGGCAACUCCGUCGUCCCAAUCUCACCACCAAGCGCCCUGUUGCCCAACCACCUCUCACCACCACUACCACCACCAGACGGCCUGGACCCCUACCUCCUUUUGCGUUCAGCACUCCCUCAAGCACCAGCGAGAAGAAGCCCGAACCCCUCUACUCCUUCGGGUUCAUGACUGCCACUCACGGCCACACUGAAACUGGCCUCCCAGACGGCUCCAAGAAGGGAGAAUACUACUGGGACAGCCCCGAGGGUUGGCGAAUCAUCGUUACUUACGAAGCCAACGAGCGAGGCUUCUACCCGAAGGUCCGUCGUGUGAGGAUCAACCCCACCACCACUACACCAGCUCCGAACGUCCCUAGAGACAACCCAGGCAACCCGGAUGAAACAGAUCGUAUAGCAAAGAAUUUCAAUGGUGGCCUGCCCAACCCUUCUUCCGGCUGCCCCUACUUCUUCUACUACAACACCAGAAUCAACUAUCACUGGGAACACUGCCACCUCAACAACACCAAGGUGGGGGAGUUUGGCAGCCUAGGGUCAGACGGGUACUCUCACAAGAACGCCUACUACGCUGACGCCACUGGCUUCCACCCCACUCUGAGCAGAACACCACUCACCCCUCGCCAGCUGGAGGUCAUGGCAGAGUACAGUGAGGGCGUCUUCAUCGUCCCAAAGCCUGACGAGGAGCGACGAGAAACAGAGAAACGAAUCUUUGCCUGGCUGGCUGAGAACAGAGACCAGUUACAGAACCCCUUGAGGUGAACUGUCCACCGCCUCCCCUGAACACUGUUGUAGCCGGGAUCUCCAACCACACACCCGGGGUGCUCCUUGUCAUCUGCCUCAGUCUGAUGAUAAAAACACGACACCUUGGUAUUCACAACUAUUAUUAUUAUUGGUGUUGCUUGGUAUGUCCAUUGUGAAAACGAUAGUGAUUUUGCUUUAUGUGGCCAAACGAGUCAGAAUUGUCGUCUAUCCCAAGAUCUUUAUGGUAG
Procambarus clarkii (red swamp crayfish) is the source of this 1540-nucleotide messenger RNA. RefSeq lists its product as uncharacterized. NCBI's taxonomy places the organism in Eukaryota, Metazoa, Arthropoda, Malacostraca, Decapoda, Cambaridae. The record is from RefSeq and is a predicted model, not a curated record. Gene Ontology annotation, molecular function: structural constituent of chitin-based larval cuticle. Gene Ontology annotation, cellular component: chitin-based extracellular matrix.